CUGUGACAUGUUUUUGUAUUGGUUGUUUCGUUGUCGAGCGAGGCUGUUGGUUAUAAAAAGCAGGUCUACCGCCAGGUAGCUAGAGCAUCUCGACUUAUAAUGACUAUCUAUCCAUCUAUCACCAAGUCUCCUUCCUUUUGACAUCACAAGAAAUCAAAGUUGAACCAAACACAAUCUUUGGUGUUUUGAGUUACCGUUACUAGAAUCGAUCUCGGAAAUUUCUCUCAACCACAAAAAUGGCUACCGCUGAUACCGUCGACCUUGGAGAGGUGCACCCUCCCAAGCAAGAGUCUAUCAAGCUCUUUGAGGAGAUCGAGAAGGAGCUCAAGCACGAGCUCAUCAAGCUCCGACAUAUGCAUGACAAGCACGAACCAGAGUACUUUGCGGCGGUAAAGGACCUCAGCGACAAGGAGCUCACAUCCUUCACGGUCGACGACUUCCUGCAGGUCCGGGUCGCGGUGGCGAGCUACGGCAUCAUCCUAUUUGGCAAGCUCCGCAUCCCGACCAUGCCGGCCGACGGCCCGGCGUACGUCCACUUCCGGGCGUUUUCGACGGGGCCAGACGACCCGCCCAAGUUCCACAGCUUCCUCACCGAGAUGAAGGAGGAGCAGGGCGGUGGGAAGACGUUUAGGGCCAUCUUUACCGACAAGGACGAGCUCGAGUGGUUCGACAACUGAAAUGAGACAAGGGAGAGGAGAGAGGCAUGAUGAGCUUUGUGAUACCAUACUUAAUACAACAUCUAAGGAUUAAAGUACAUUUGUCGGUGGGCUUUUUUUUUUUUUUUUUUUUUUUUUGUGUAUGCAAUGAAAGUUAUAUUUGCAUGUGGUACUUGGCGGCAUUUGUGUUCCU
Pyricularia grisea is the source of this 849-nucleotide messenger RNA. RefSeq lists its product as uncharacterized. The transcript has 3 exons. NCBI's taxonomy places the organism in Eukaryota, Fungi, Ascomycota, Sordariomycetes, Magnaporthales, Pyriculariaceae. The record is from RefSeq and is a predicted model, not a curated record. The coding region runs from base 237 to 677 and encodes 146 amino acids.